AUGAGGCUAAACAGUGACGUGCAACUACGCUUUGAGGCGAAGGCGACUAUUGAUCAUCUGGAGAGUCACAACCUGAGAUUGGAAAAUCAACUGAAGCUGGCACAGCAUGAGGUACAUGAGGCACAUGCCAAAAUCUGCAAAUAUGAAUCCCUAAACAAAGAUCUUGAGCAGCGUCUUCAACUCCAAGCGGACAAAAUCGAAUUUCUCGAAGAGAAGUUAAUGAAGCUGAGACGUGAUACUAAAGAUGCCGAUCGCAAUGCCCAGCAAAGUAUGAAUCGUGUCAAUCAGUUGACGGAAUCUCUCGCUCGCACUGAUAAAAAGCUGGAGGAAAGUCGCAUCAACAAUGUCAAACUCGAGGGGGAAUUAAGAGCCGCCGCCCGGAAUCUUCACUGUGUGGAACGCGCCUUCGAGCGAUCUUCCCAACAGGUUCGCAAUGCAGAUCGCAAGAACGCCGAACUCCAGCAGCGUCUCCACGAGACCGAAACUCGCGCCUUCCAGGCCGAGUUGCACGUCCAGCAGCUGCAACACAACUCCGAGAAUCUCAAGCAGCAACUCGAGAAGCGCUCGUACCACACUCUACGCAAAUUCAUCAUCUCUAGGGACUAA
Drosophila innubila is the source of this 606-nucleotide messenger RNA. RefSeq names its product tropomyosin alpha-1 chain-like. The record is from RefSeq and is a predicted model, not a curated record. Lineage: Eukaryota; Metazoa; Arthropoda; Insecta; Diptera; Drosophilidae. Gene Ontology annotation, cellular component: actin filament. The transcript has a single exon. Gene Ontology annotation, molecular function: actin filament binding. Gene Ontology annotation, biological process: actin filament organization. The coding region runs from base 1 to 606 and encodes 201 amino acids.